AUGAGUGAUUUAGCCAACGUUUACAAUCUGCUGCGUACAAAGUACCAAGAUAAUGCGUUCAGUAUGCGCUACCCGCCGACUUACAUUCGUGAGUUAACGGAGCGCAACGAUAAAAUCGUCUUUGCUUUCAUUGAGCAUAAUGCUCCGAUUAAGAAAGAACGUGACUCGUCCCUAAGCCCUCCCAAAACCACCGACCGCAGUAUGUCCGAUGAUCUGGAUUUAACGGGCUCACCACUAAAAGAUGAUGUUAUUCUCGAUGAGCUUGAACUCACGGAAGAUGGGGUGCGUCAACUUAAAAUCUGGACUCCCGAAGAAGAAACCCUCGGCCCACUGAGCACAGAGUCGGCGCGUGCAUUGUUCCAGUGUUUUAUAAAUCUUGACUGUCGCAUUGGAUCCGGAGAACUGUGGGCCCUCUGUGCUGGCAACGACAUGGAUCGGACUGUCCUGCUGCAGCUCACUGUCUACCCGGGCGAUGCGCGAAACGAUCGAAAGUUUGGUCGCGGUGUGGUUCGCUUUGCCGGUCAACAUCCUUGCAGCAGUGUGACGAUGGCGCAACUUCGAAGCGUUCAUCGACAGCGCGCCGCGGGCAUGACACAUAUACCGAAAAUUUACAUCCGCCAGUGGUACAACCUAUACCCUCAUCUCUCGGUACGGCUCAGCUGGCACACGCUGAACGAGACCGCUACGUUUACAGCGGAAAGCAAAGCGCAGGUUCGCAUCAGCCAACGGCUAUCGGUUAAUAACGGUGAGUUUGGCAAAUCUACAUGCUCGACCGGUUACCUCGUCGGCCAGCUACAACUGUUGUCGCUGCUAAGUGAGAAAAUUGUGGACAUUCGCGCUAAUCGCGUUUCCGGUUAUGAACUGUAUGGCUUGAACACAACUUCAGAAACGCUCGAUUUCGUCAAGGAUAAGAUCAACAGCAUUCUGUGCAAGUUUCAGGCGGUUGAAUUGCCGUGCUUUACAUUCAGCACCAUCGCAAAAAUGGUCGAGCAGGUUCGCGAGCGUAAUCUAACCGACGUGAUGGAACGCCUUUACGAUGUAGUGAUUUUAUGUCUGAACUACGACGAUUUGAAAGCUUGCAUCGAUUACAUCUUUCAAUUAUCUGCUCACGCAAACAUUGUGAACAUACCAUCAACCGGCACUCGCUUCGCUCAGCUCAUACAAGCGAUGAUACAAGACCGGCUGGACGUUCCCACGCUGGCCUUAUCCGAACCGUACGAGCUGCUUCUGGAGGUCGGCUUUUCCAAGCUAAUGCACGACUAUCAGCUGAUAUUCGCGGAAUGUGGGUUUUACGAACUGGAGUUUGAAACCCUCUUCCAACCGCAGCUGACAAACGCUCGCAAAUCCCGCUACGCAGCGGACUCCGUCGGUCGGUCGGACAAAAGCCUCGGAUGUCCCAGGGCCGGUCGCACUGGCCUUGGACUGCUGCCACAGCCGGGAGAAAUGUUGGGAGUACGCGAAAAGUCGAUCCCGGUGCGCCAUUUCGACGAGGACGAAGUGCGCGCCAAGCUAAACCGAUUAGCACAGGUGCACCUGCUGAUAGAACAUUUGCUGUCGCUCGAAGAAUUUGUUAACAUUCCAUCGAUUUAUGGGCGUGCCUGCGAAGUCUAUCUGGCCCAGCGUCCCCUGAGCUACAGUCAGGUAUACCACCGGGAAAGCGACCUUCUCGAGCUGGACGUUAACGAAGGGAAGCUAAUCAGCCUUACCAAGAAUCUAUUGCCAUGUGCAAGACGUGUAACGAUGUCCUCGGCCAAUGUGGUUCAGAAGCUAGAGACCGUAUUUUAUCAGAAUUCGCAACCGAUCUUUCCGGACCGGUUUUUCCCACAGUUUAAGCAGCAAGAAGACACAACAGAAGAGCAGAUGUUCUGGUGCCUCGAAUAUGAUAGAAUAGAGCGUCUGUAA
This is a messenger RNA of Anopheles cruzii, 1902 nucleotides long. RefSeq names its product protein zwilch (gene Zwilch). The record is from RefSeq and is a predicted model, not a curated record. The coding region runs from base 1 to 1902 and encodes 633 amino acids. Lineage: Eukaryota; Metazoa; Arthropoda; Insecta; Diptera; Culicidae. Gene Ontology annotation, biological process: protein localization to kinetochore; mitotic spindle assembly checkpoint signaling. Gene Ontology annotation, cellular component: RZZ complex. The transcript is spliced from 5 exons.